Messenger RNA from Musa acuminata AAA Group (dessert banana), 4144 nucleotides. Its product is annotated as cell division cycle 20.2, cofactor of APC complex-like. Gene Ontology annotation, molecular function: ubiquitin ligase activator activity; protein binding; anaphase-promoting complex binding. Gene Ontology annotation, biological process: positive regulation of anaphase-promoting complex-dependent catabolic process; anaphase-promoting complex-dependent catabolic process; positive regulation of ubiquitin protein ligase activity. The transcript has 4 exons. Lineage: Eukaryota; Viridiplantae; Streptophyta; Magnoliopsida; Zingiberales; Musaceae. The coding region runs from base 441 to 1727 and encodes 428 amino acids. Gene Ontology annotation, cellular component: anaphase-promoting complex. The record is from RefSeq and is a predicted model, not a curated record.
UCCAUCGCGCUCUCCUCUCGGCUCUCCUCUGCUCUGUUGGCGAUCUCGUCGUUCUGUCCGGGUCGGAGCUUCUCGCCGGCGAACGGGCACAGUUGGGAGCGAGAACCCUCCUCUUCGAUCUGGGGGGGAAGAAUUUAGAUUCUUAUUGCGGUGAUCUCAUUCCGUCUCCUUUUCUGAAGGUUCCGUUUCGCUUGGUUCUUGAACUGUCUAAGUUUCGAUUCGGGUUCAAGAUUUUGUUGGAUUUUGAUUUUUCUUCGUUGUGAUCGAUCGUAAUUGACGUUUCCAGCGACUUGAAUUUUGUUGUUCUUGGGGUUCUUGAUCAAUUCUUGGUUAUCGAUAAUCUAGGUUUUCGAGUUUCUAUCGAGAAGAUCAAUCUUUCUUGUUUUCUUGAUCGUUUCUGGCCACAAGGCCGAUUCUCGUUCUGUUUUCCAUUGGCAAAAAUGGCUUCUUCUCGUUCUAGGCGUGUGGAGUACGACCGCUUCAUCCCGUUCCGGUCGGCGAUGGACAUGGACUACGCACGCUUUGCCCUAACCAUGCCUUCGCGACCGCAGCGUGAUGGUUCGAGAGAAUCCCCAUCGAGCGUGGCGUACCAAAAGCUUCUUGAUGAGUGCAUUUUGAAGAACAGGUCUCGUAUCUUCGCUUUCAAGAGUGCACCCGAAGCGCCGGCCAGCAUGCUGCCCCAAUUUGACGAGCCCAUUCGGCCGCCGAAGAAGCAGCAGAGGCGAAUCCCUAGAGAACCAGAGAGGGUUUUGGAUGCCCACGGCAUGUUGGAUGAAGAUGGUUUGAAUCUCCUCGACUGGGGAAGCAAUAAUAUGUUGGCGAUUGGCCUCGACGACACAGUGUGCCUCUGGGAUGAUGCAAACAAGUCGACUAAGGUGCUUCUACAAGCCGUAGAAGACAGCGGACCUAUCACUAGCAUCAGCUGGUCGCCGGAUAGCACAGUUCUUGCUGUCGCAUUAGGCAAUUCAGUUUUAGCCUUGGUUGAUCCGGCAACAGGACAAGAUGUGAAUGUGACGGAAGAAGAUGAGAACCAGACCCUUGUGUUGUCACUUGCCUGGAGAAGUAAUUCAAUCUUGACGGUUGGAAGAUCUGAUGGCACUAUUGUUGAUUAUGACUUUAGAAAGGAUGACACGUCCGUCUCUUUCUAUAAUGGGCAUCGGCGUGGAGUUUGCAGUCUUAAAUGGUCUGUGUUGUCGGGGCGAUAUUUGGCGAGUGGAGGGCAUGACAAACUAGUGCACAUAUGGGAUGCCUGCAUGCCGGUCUCAAAACAUCCACGCCGACAUAAGUGGCUUCACCGCAUCAGCAGCCACACUUCCAUUGUGAAGGCCCUUGACUGGUGCCCAACUCGGAGCAACCUACUGGCUUCUGGUGGAGGUCGCAAUGAUCAUUGCAUUAAGUUUUGGAACACUGUUAACGGUGCUUGCUUGAACUCGAUCGAUGCAGGCUCUGAAGUUUGUGCAUUGCUGUGGGACAAGAACAAAUCUGAAUUACUAACCUCCCAUGGUUCUCCGAAGAAUCAACUCAUCCUGUGGAAUUACCCAUCCAUGACGAGAGCGGCUGAGCUUUUCGGUCAUUCAUCCCGGGUUCAUUUCUUGGCUGGGAGCCCAUUGGGAGGUGUAGUAGCUUCUGCAGCAGCAGAUGAAACACUUAGGUUUUGGAAUAUCUUUGAGACUCCCAAAACAACAAAACCUGAAUUGCCCUUUGCCCAAUUUAGUGUCAUAAGAUGAAAAGGCUGAUGGGUUGAAAAUAUUAUGAGAGCAAUAUGAAAGACUUCUCUGGUGCUUGACUUGAAAAUCCAUUGUUGGCAGAGUUGCACAGAGAAGUUUGGUGGAAUUAAAUUGACAACACAUUUUCAUAGUAAGUAUGAGUGCAAGCGCCUAUGAGUUGCACAGAGAAGUUUGGUGGAAUUAAAGUGGCAACACAUUUUCAUAGGAGUAUGACUGCAAGCGCCUAAGAGUUGCACAGAGAAGUUUGGUGGAAUUAAAGUGGCACCACAUUUUCAUAGAAGUAUGAGUGCAAGCGCCAAAGGGACAAAGAAACUCAGAGCAUUAAUGCUUCACUUACUGGACUUGGGAAUCAUGUUCAAGUAUCCUUUGGUUGUUGAAGCUUUUGUAUUAUUCCUUUACUAAGUAUCUUUGGUGGUUUAUCAAAUUUUAUUAUUAAAAAAUUAUAGUGCUUUAAUUGAUUCUCUUUCUUGUCUAGCUAUUGGCUUGCCCCUUGACAUUUUGUAGUCUUUCUUGCAAAUUAGUUAUAAUUACUAUAAAGGAAUUCCGACUUCUGUUAGUUUUUCUGUUAUGUAGGAAAGAAGAAUGUGACAUUAUCUAAUUCUUGAAUUACAUUAUAGAUAUUGCUUUUUUAUUACAAGUCAUUCAUCAAUAAUAUUUUUUGAGAUAUUUUGAUUCCUUUAGCCUUCUUUCUCUUUUAUUUGUGUCUUUCGCUUUGCACUUUCCUAGCAAAAUAUGCUACAAAAUGAUAUUUAGCUCCAUCUUUUGUCAUUUUAAAACUAACAAAUUAUCUUAUUAAGAAUGAAGUUUUUUCAAUAAAGCAUACAUUAUUGGGGUUGAAUGUAAAGGUACUGAAGAUAAUACCUUCACUAUUGAUGAAUCACUUGAAGAUUGCACAAUUAGCUGAUACUGGACUUUCUAUUGGUGGCUCUGCUUAUCUAAAGUAUGUUUCUUUUAUCCCCAUUGAACAUGAUGCAGUGAUUAGUUCUAUGGUUACUCUAAAUGUGCAUUUAUAUAGGUACAAAAUCUAGGAGUAUAUUAUUACAUUAGCUAUGUCAUUGAAUGAUGAAAUUCACAAAAUAUAUCUUUCUAAUUUUUUUUUAUUUUGCUGACAUGAAGUCCAUUCUCUAAUCUUACAUCGGAAAUAUUUUAUUGAUGUCACUCGCUUACUGUUAUAUGACAUGUCAUAUUUAGUUAUCUGUCUCUUUGUAUUGAUCUCCCUUAAGAUUCAGAAAGUUUAUUGUAUGAUUGAUGGGCCGCUACUAUCAUCUGCUGGGAUAAUAUUUGUUUGAUUAUACUUAUUGGGGUCAUGCAAUACUGAAUUUUUUAGUCAUCAUGAUUUAAAUUCAAACACCCGCAAUUGUGGUUGCUUUCCAUCUGACCGAACGAAUUUUGGUGCUAUCAGUUUCUUUGGUGAGUUAAUGUUGCUUUGAUAUUAGGUCAAAGAUAUUACAAAAAUCAUAGAGAAUAUGAAGAAGUCAGAAAUAAUGAAUGCCAAUUUUUAGAUAUUUUGGUGGUCUUAAAUGAAAUAAAAUGCAAAGUUAGCUUUCUUGAGGUAUGAGAGUUCUCUCUCGGUGAUUGUUAUUUAUCAAAUCUUAAGAAGGAUUAGUGACCAAAUGACACUCCUAUAAUAUGGGUUCUUUCUCUUCUCUUUUCAAAAUUUGCUAUGGAGUAGAUGUUAAUAAAUCCAAAAUUGAGAAAUUUGUGGACUUUCUGCAACCUUGGGGUAUGAGUUUUAUCAAUCAUUUUAAUCUGUUCAUUUCCUAGGUAACAACAAUUGCAAUAGGUGGAUAUGGAGGAUGCGAUAAUGUCACUUGGUAGAAUGACUUUUCUUGGUUUUCAGCUCUUUUGUUGCAUACUUCCGACUUUCAAUAGUAUUUCUAGAGUAAUUGUGAUCAAAAUCUUUGUUAAACUUGCUUAUCAAAAUCAAAUGAUUUAUAUUGUCUCUUAAACGGUUGCCGAAAUUAAGUGUGUAAUUCAUACCCUUGAUGUUGAAACUAUAUUUUUUUUAUGAAAUUAAGUGUAGUUCAUUUAUGACAUCUGUAUCGAAUAUUUACAAUCUUUUUUGCUUAUCAUAGUAUUAUUUCUCACUCAAAUUGAAAUGGCUAGCAAGAAAACUAUAAAAGUACUGAGAGAACAUAUUUGCUGCUUCUUAACUUGAGUUCAGGAAACGAGGCCUUUUAGUCAUAUGUUAAAACACUGGAAUUUAUCCACUCUUUGGAAGAACUCAAUCGAUUGUAUUUAGAUGACUAUUUGAAGCUUUUAUUGUUAAUGUCCACCAGCUGAGCCUUGGUAGAAUCAUUAGGUUUGGGAAUAGAUGUAUAUGCAUUAAUGAAUCAUGAAAUUUUAUGAUCAUUUUCUAUUGUGUAUAAAACAAAUUGCAUUGUUAGUUAAUUCUUUAUGUUGUAGUUCUUCUUUUA